Molecule: messenger RNA, 2175 nt
Organism: Toxorhynchites rutilus septentrionalis
Lineage: Eukaryota; Metazoa; Arthropoda; Insecta; Diptera; Culicidae
Exons: 1
Coding region: 1-2175 (724 amino acids)
Source: RefSeq, a predicted model, not a curated record
AUGUCGAAAAAGAGUGAUGGUCGAAAUCGGUGUGUUUCUCCCGCGAAUAAUGCGCCAGUGGGGGUAAGCUGCGAGAUCUGCAGACAGCCGGAUGAUAGUCGGAUGGUAGCGUGUGAUUUGUGUGGAAAGUGGUUUCACUUCGCGUGUGUGAGUGAGGAUUCAACUGUUCAGGAUCGUGACUGGAGCUGCGGGAAUUGCACCGAGAUCGGAGCGGCAGCUCAAGUCCCGGCCAGAACAUCAACACCAGCCACCACAGGAGGAACCAAACCAAAGUCUGGAAACACGAAAAAUUAUGAAGUCGAACCGGAUGAUAACCUUCAACGGCAGUUAGCAGAAAUGCAGAAGAAGAUGGAGAAGCAGCAGAAGGAAUAUGAGCGGGCUAUGCGGGAAAUGGAGGAUCAACGUCGGCGGGCGCUCAGAGAUCAACAAAAUAAAUUCGAGCAGGAAUUGGCAGCUUCAGAGCGACGAAUGCGGGAACCGAAGGAGGCUCUUCAGCCCGUAGCCGCUGCACUAGGAGGUGCACCAACAGCUAGUUCAACGGGAAAUCCUCUCCCACAAGUUCACGUCAGCAGUAUCAAUCAAGCGGAUGUCCUGGUACAGGAACUUCAAUUACUGGAAGAGAAGCAAGCGUUAGAACGAAGACAUUUGGAGGAGAAAAGUCGAUUAUUACAGCGAUUUGGGGCUUUCGACGGAGGUGCAGUCGAAGGAAUUUCCGGACUGAAUCCUCAGGCGAACGCAUUUCAACCAACACAUCGCAGCAAUCCAUUUGGCGUUUCUCUGCUAAACCAAAGUCAGCCUUCAGCGCGUCAGGCCGUUUGUAAGGAACUACCAAUCUUCACCGGAAAUCCUGAGGAGUGGCCGCUCUUCUUCGCCAGCUACGAAAACUCCACUGAAACCACUGAAGAAAACCUUCUACGCCUUCAGCGAAGCCUGAAAGGGAAAGCAUUGGAGACUGUGCGUUUCCGACUGCUGCAUCCGUCGAACCUACCAGGUAUUAUCGCUACACUUAAAACGCUGUUUGGGAGGCCGGAGAUAAUCGUGCACUCUUUGAUUGGCAAAAUUCGAGAGAUGCCAGCUCCGAAAGCAGAGAAAAUGAAUACUUUGAUCGACUUUGGAGUCGCUGUGCGAAACGUCUGCGCUAUCAUUCGUGCAUCGGGUCUCGAUGAGUACCUCUGCAACGUAGCUUUAUUGCAAGAGUUGACAGAGAGAUUACCCCCAACUAUAAGGCUCAACUGGGCGUAUCACCGUCAGACACUGGACAGAGUUAAUCUCUCGGACCUCGGAGAAUGGCUUGGGAAGCUGGUGGAGGCAGCUAGUGUCAUAACAAUCCCAUCCAUUGGUGGCACGAAACCGGAGAGACAUGGUCGAAAGGAAGACUACUUAAACGUCCAUUCAGAUGGUGGUAUCAGCGGAGAAAUCGCAACGAACACUCGUUCAGUGGGCAUUCCGAAGGGUUGUCUCGUAUGUCUUGAGGAGUGCAGCGGGCUGGAGACAUGCCAUAAGUUUUUAAACAUGGAUAUCGGUGGUCGUUGGACCGUGAUCAAGGAGCAGAAGCUGUGCAGAAAAUGUCUGCGGAAACACUUCGGCGCCUGCCUAGUUAAAGCACCAUGUGGCAAGAAUGGGUGUUUAUUCAUGCACGGCAAAUUGUUGCAUGAUGACAAACGGUACAACAAAUCUGCUAUCAAGCCAACUACUUCGACACAUGGAAUCCCGUCAGCGCAGAGUUGCAACACUCACUCGAACGCGGCUAGCAAAGUUCUCUUUCGGUACGUACCUGUGACAGUUUUCGGUAAUGGAAAGGCAGUGAAAACAUUUGCCUUUCUCGAUGAUGGGUCUUCGGCAACCUUCAUGGAGCACAGUCUGGCAAAAGAACUGGAUCUAGAAGGAACAUCUCAUCCAUUAUGUCUUAAUUGGACGGGAGGUCAGCAAAGGGAAGAAAACGAUUCGGUCAAGCUGUCACUGAAAAUUUCUGGUACGAGCGAUGCGAGUAAAGUUUACGUACUCCCUAAGGUUCACACGGUACGCAAUCUCUCCCUGCCGAAGCAGUCGGUUUCAGUGAGGCAAUUGAUAGCCAAAUACAGCUACCUGCAUGGACUACCGUUGGAACCAUAUGAUAGCGUGUCUCCUAAGAUCUUGAUUGGGAUGGACAAUUGCCACCUUGGUUACGCUCUGUGA